[Torrubiella] hemipterigena is the source of this 660-nucleotide messenger RNA. NCBI's taxonomy places the organism in Eukaryota, Fungi, Ascomycota, Sordariomycetes, Hypocreales, Clavicipitaceae. The record is from the annotation of a GenBank genome assembly.
AUGCUGACUGGAUGCAUGUCGAUGUUGACAUUGCUACUGCUGAGAAGCUUCUCGAUACCCAGUACUUCUGUGUACGAGAACAACGAGGAUACCACCGCUCGCCCUCUGGUCCGUACUGGCCAGUACUCUGUACCCAAGGGACUACAUGGCUACAUUGACACUGUCCAACCCACCACAUCGUUUAUGAGGCGCCAAAAUACCGAUGCAACCCAGGUUAAUGCCAUUGACAACACAGCCUCUGCCACAGGCGACUGCCUAAAGCAUUCAAACCUCGACUGUGUUCGCAAACAGUACAAUAUUGAUUACACUGCUGCUGGUAUAGGAUCUAUUGCUGUCGCCGGAUUUGAAUAUCAAUGGAUUAACUUGACAGACGUCAGAGGUUACGUCAAGACGUGGGAUCCAGCCAACAAGGGCACUGUUUCCGUUAAGCUGGUUGCUGACGGAACGAACUACGAGUCAACGCCCGGCGCUGAGUCGUCUAUGGAUGUGGAUCUUGCCGUUGGUAUUGGAAAUGGCAACCCGGUUACCUUUUUGUCUGUGCUGUCCUCCGGUGCCAGCGAUCCGAAGGAUGACUUUGCCGACGAAUUGUUGCACUUUGGCCAGGCGCUGAAUGCGGAAACCAGCCCUCCCUCCGUUGCCACCAUGUCCUCAAGGAUCUGA